AUGAACAGAAUCAGUCCUUUUAUCAGUUUCACAAGAUCAUUCUCCAUACUGUCGAGAUCUAUACUGAAAACUUCCCCGUUGGUAUCGUCUAUGACCCCUCUUCAGUCUAAGCUAAUGUCACCAUCAGCAAGCUCUCUAUUGACUCAAAAUUUUACAAGAGGAUUCAAGGUGAGAACCUCUGUCAAGAAAUUCUGUAGUGGAUGUUACAUGGUAAGACGUAAGGGAAGAUUAUACGUGUACUGUAAGUUAAAUAAGAAGCAUAAGCAAUGUCAAGGUUAA
Molecule: messenger RNA, 279 nt
Organism: Tetrapisispora phaffii CBS 4417
Lineage: Eukaryota; Fungi; Ascomycota; Saccharomycetes; Saccharomycetales; Saccharomycetaceae
Gene: RTC6
Product: mitochondrial 54S ribosomal protein bL36m
Exons: 1
Coding region: 1-279 (92 amino acids)
Biological process (GO): translation; ribosome biogenesis
Cellular component (GO): ribosome; mitochondrial large ribosomal subunit
Molecular function (GO): structural constituent of ribosome
Source: RefSeq, a predicted model, not a curated record